Messenger RNA from Rhinichthys klamathensis goyatoka, 1210 nucleotides. RefSeq names its product solute carrier family 29 member 2 (gene slc29a2). The record is from RefSeq and is a predicted model, not a curated record. Gene Ontology annotation, cellular component: basolateral plasma membrane; plasma membrane. Gene Ontology annotation, molecular function: nucleoside transmembrane transporter activity. Gene Ontology annotation, biological process: thymine transport; hypoxanthine transport; adenine transport. NCBI's taxonomy places the organism in Eukaryota, Metazoa, Chordata, Actinopteri, Cypriniformes, Leuciscidae.
AAAAUGAGGAUUUGUAAGGUGACAUCAGAUAAGCCUGGCCAUGUGGCUGUUAUCUUUUUCUUGUUGGGAAUGGGAACUCUGCUUCCAUGGAACUUCUUCAUAACCGCAAUGAAUUAUUUCACUGACCGUUUGAGAAAUAGUACAGAUUCUUCACAGUCAGACCCAUAUAUGUUUGAUAACAUGAGUGUGCUGUUAGCCCAGCUUCCCUUGCUGCUAUUCACACUUCUCAACUCCUUUCUAUACCAGCACAUUGCGGAGAAGAUGCGGAUUGCAGGUAGCAUGGUCUUCAUAUUACUUCUCUUCAUUCUCACAGCCAUUUUAGUAAAAGUUAAGAUGGACUUUUCCAUUACCAUGGCAACAAUCUGGUUUAUUAACAUGUUUGGGGCCGUUCUGCAAGGUAGUCUGUUUGGUCUGGUCAGUAAGCUACCCCCAAGAUUCAGCUCCCUGUUUAUGAGUGGACAGGCAGUGGCAGGAAUCUUCUCGGGUCUUGCCAUGCUGUUAUCGAAUAUCUUUAAAACCGACUCUGAGAGUUCUGCCCUUGAAUAUUUCAUUAACCCCUGUGCCGCCACCAUACUUACUUUGUGCUGCUAUCUCAUACUUCCGCAUCUGGUAUCUCAUACUUCCGCUCUCAAGCAAGAACCUGAGGAGAAGUCAACUGUGCCACAGGUCUUCAAAAAGAUAUGGGUGAUGGCAUUUUGUGUGACAUGCGUGUUUGCCGUCACGCUGUCCGUUUUCCCAGCAAUUACAGUAAAUACAAAAUCUUCUGGCUUAUUUGAAAAGAACAUCUUUAUACCUUUGUGUUCAUACAUUGUCUUCAAUGUGAUGGACUGGAUAGGCAGAAGUCUCACUUCUCGUUUUCAGUGGCCUUCGAUGAAAAGUAAUUUAUUCCCUCUUUUCGUGGUAUUACGGGUAGUUUUCAUUCCUGCCCUCAUGCUCUGCAAUGUUCAGCCUCGCUUCUAUCUUCCAGUCUUUUUCAAUCAUGACAUGACUUAUAUUAUCUCCAUGUCUUUGUUUGCCAUCACAAGUGGAUAUUUUGCCUGCCUCUCCAUGAGCUAUGCUCCACAGCUGGUGAGGCCUAAAGAUGCAGAGACAGCAGGGGCUCUGAUGACCUUCUUCCUGGCUUUGGGACUCUCUCUGGGUGCCGCUCUCUCCUUUGGCCUUAAAAAAAUUAUUUAGGGAAAAUCUCACAAGCUGACACUGCUGUUAUCUC